AUGACGAGCCGUCGCCGUUGCAUGCGGCAGCACCUGACUUGCCCGUUAUGCCUCCUUAUCCUUUGCCACGUGGCAUCCACGUGUCGAGUGUGUCUUCCGCCUAUGUUCUCGGCAGCAGCAAACGGCUCCCCUCCAAACCCUAAUUGGGAGAUCGACUUCGACUGGCUGAGUAACGAGAGCCAAAUCGCCAUGGCGCGAUUCGCCGUGGCACAGCACAACGCCACCAAGGUGAGCAUCGCUUCGCCUCGCCUCGAUUCUCUCCGAGUGCUCUCUUACGACAGCCCUUCUCCCCUUCAUCCCUUCUCCCCUUCAUCCCUUCUCCCCUUCAUCCCUUCUCCCCUCCAUCCCUUCUCCCCUUCAUCCCUGCUCCCCUUCUCCCCGUCUCUCGCCUCUCCACGCCAGAACGACAGCCUACAGCCAGUCGGAGUUCUCUAUGUGGACCGCCCAGACAUUGCCAGCACAGGCAAUGGCAGCGCAGGCAAUGGCAGCGCAGGCAAUGGCAGCGCAGGCAAUGGCAGCGCAGGCAAUGGCAGCGCAGGCAACUCAAGCGCAGGCGGGGAGGAGUACGGCGUGACACUGGCGGCUCUCAGCCUGCUGCGCACUGCCUUCUUCGACGCCCUCCUCUCCCGCCGCCCUCUUGUGGCCGCGCAAUCCGCGCUCCCUGCUGCUGCCCCUCCGCCAGCAGCCUCAGCCACACUGGUAGCCAUAGCAGCAGCAGAAGCAGCAGCAGCAGCAGCAGCAGCAGCAGCAGCAGCAGCAGCAGCAGCAGCAGCAGCAGCAGCAGCAGCAGCAGCAGCAGCAGCAGCAGCAGCAGCAGCAGCAGCAGCAGCAGCAACAGCAGCAGCAGCAGCAGCAGCAGCAGCAGCAGCAGCAGCAGCAGCAGCAGCAGCAGCAGCAGCAGCAGCAGCAGCAACUGCACCCACCCCUGCGGCAGCGUCCGUUGCAGCAGCAGCAACAGGAGGAGGGGAGGGAGGAGGGGAGGGAGGAGGGGAGGGAGGAGGGGAGGGAUGGGAGUACACGUUGAAGUCGUUUGUGGUGCAGGCAGGGUGGGGGCAUGCGAGCACGCGGGAGGAGCAGGAGGCGGCGCUCAGGCACGUGGUGCCGGUGAUCCCCCCUCCGUGUGGCCACCUGUUGACUUUCGUUGACUCCUCAGAUGCUGACGUGCAGCACGUGGCACGAGAGGCGGUGGCGAGUGCGAAUGAGAGGCGGGUGAGCGGUGGGAUGUGGUGGGAUGUGGGAUGGGGUGGGAUGGGGUCGGGUGGGAUGGAGUGUGGUGGGGUGGGAUUCGCCCUUCACAAGGGUCAGCUGGCACACCAUUUCCCUUGGCUUGAGAAGCCCAUGCUCAGACUCAGUACCCACUGUUUUUGA
Closterium sp. NIES-65 is the source of this 1368-nucleotide messenger RNA. Lineage: Eukaryota; Viridiplantae; Streptophyta; Zygnematophyceae; Desmidiales; Closteriaceae. The record is from the annotation of a GenBank genome assembly.